AUGACAAUCGGAGUGAAGGAAGGGUUCGCGGUGUGCGCGGCCGGCGUCGUCCUCGCGAGACUGCUCUCGUGGACGUGGAAGGCGUCAAACGAGUGCGUGUGCGCGUGGUGCAAGCGAAAGUUGCCGAAGCGAAUCAUCUUGGUUCGUCAUGGGCAGUCGGAAGGCAACGACAACCCCGACCUAUAUCGUGAAGUCCCUGACAAUGCCAUGCACUUGACGGCGCUGGGGCGACUUCAAGCGAGAGCAGCGGGCAAGUGCAUGAAAGAAAUCAUUGGCAACGAAUCGGUGCGUUGCAUUGUGUCGCCAUGCGUCCGUACGAUUGAAACGUUUGAAGAAAUCUUGACCGCGUGGGGCGAGAAUGCGCAUGACAUUCCGUGGACCGAAGAACCACGCAUUCGAGAGCAAGACUUUGGCAAUUUUCAAGAUCCAGACCAGAUUCGGCAAUGCAAGCUCCAGCGACGAAAGUUUGGCGGGUUUUUCUAUCGCUUUCCAAGUGGCGAGUCUCCUGCCGACGUGUACGAUCGGAUUUCGUCCUUCUUGGAGAGUCUCCAUCGCAUGUUUGCGCGGCAUCCACAAGAAAACUAUAUCCUGGUCACCCAUGGCGUCGCGAUCCGCGUGCUUCUCAUGCGGUAUUUCAAACUGCCCGUCGUCUACUUUGACCAGAUCGAAAAUUUCCACAACGCCGAGUUCGUCGUUCUGGAGCAUGUUGGGUGCGGCGGCUCGUUCAAAUUGGUCAAGCAGGUUCACGCCAAUGUAAACCCCGACACAGAGGAAGCCUCGCCUGUUGAGUCGCCGAUGCUUCGUUUUCGCACGUGUGAUGUUGCGCCGCUGUCCAAGUACGCUUCGUCGUUCGAGAAAGAAGCAUUGUACACAACGUGUUCGUAG
This is a messenger RNA of Aphanomyces invadans, 885 nucleotides long. RefSeq lists its product as hypothetical. NCBI's taxonomy places the organism in Eukaryota, Oomycota, Saprolegniomycetes, Saprolegniales, Verrucalvaceae. Gene Ontology annotation, molecular function: phosphatase activity. The coding region runs from base 1 to 885 and encodes 294 amino acids. The transcript is spliced from 3 exons. The record is from RefSeq and is a predicted model, not a curated record.